Molecule: messenger RNA, 603 nt
Organism: Striga hermonthica
Lineage: Eukaryota; Viridiplantae; Streptophyta; Magnoliopsida; Lamiales; Orobanchaceae
Source: the annotation of a GenBank genome assembly
AUGUUGAGAAUCCUAUCGAAAACCGCCUCAUCCACGGGGAGGAGCGACGGAUCCACCACCGCCGCCUGGUGCGACGACGUCGAUCUGUCUACGUGGGAACUCGUCAGCGCGUCUCAGUCCGACGACGAGGACCUCUACUCCUUCGAUGGGGAUGACGUCGCCGGCGAGGGCGACGGAGACGGAGACGGAGACGGAGACGACGUCAUCGUCGCCGAAGGGGUGGAGGCCGAGCCCGAUCUCGACCCGAUCCGAUCAGAACACGUGCUCGUGACCCCGUGUGACGUAGUUGCUGUCCAGUCGCUGUCGGCCUCGCCGCCGAUGACUCUUCCCGUCGAGAUGACGCUCUACGAUCACGCUUGCCUUGGCGAUGGAGAUGGAGAUGUUAAUGAUGAAGACGACGAUGACGACGGUUAUGAUUACGAUGACGAGCUGGUUCCAUGGCAGCUGAAGGGCAGAUUCGGCAAGGAGAGGUUGAGGAAAUUGGGGAAAAGGGGUGGGCCAAACCCUAACAAGUCCAAGACCAAGAGGAUGGCUUUUUCCUAUAAAAGGCCUGGGUGCUUGUACGGCAAGCACGGCUUUGGCGUGCAGCACUCCUUCAUCUAG